Mangifera indica (mango) is the source of this 1365-nucleotide messenger RNA. RefSeq lists its product as uncharacterized. The coding region runs from base 166 to 1089 and encodes 307 amino acids. NCBI's taxonomy places the organism in Eukaryota, Viridiplantae, Streptophyta, Magnoliopsida, Sapindales, Anacardiaceae. The transcript is spliced from 6 exons. The record is from RefSeq and is a predicted model, not a curated record.
UAAUCAAAAUAAAAUUCAAGCAUGUUAUUGAAGCGAAGAAUAAAAAAUAAAAAAGAAUCAAAAUAAACUCAUCGCUGCGUCUUACUUACGACUGCUAUUAUAAUUAUCAAAUACAUUCUGAAUCAACGAGCAAAAACGAUUCUCUCUGGACUUUUUCUGCUCUGAAUGGCAGACAAGCCGAGCAAAGCUCUGGUGUUGUACGGUGAUGGGUUGGCCCGUUUCGUGCACUCAUCACAUACCCAUCUUCACUCUUUUGCAUCUAAAGCUUCUUGUGGCUUCCUGACUCUCCCUAAUGCACCUCCUUCAGAAAGCAAUGAUGAGCGAAGUGUUAGAGAGUUUGCAGUACUGCUCGAUGCAUGCCAAGCUUAUCUUGAUAUGGUGAUUGGACAUACCGAUGAAUUAGAAUGCCAGGAAAAAUUGGUAAUUCCAACUUUAUCCGACAGGUUCAUGGGAAUGAAAGCUGCUUUAAUCACAAACAAUUCAAGGUUGAAAUCUUUUGGUGGCAAACUUGGCUUCACUACAAUGCAAUUAAACGAGUUAAGUGGAGCCAAUGAUUCCCUUGCUGGUUUAUCGAUUGACGUUUUGGCCUUUGAGUUGCUGAAGUUGCUUGGAUUUCAAGAUGGGAAGAUGGUGGAUUCAAGCCAAUAUGAUUUAGUGUUUGUGCACAUUGCUGAUGAUGUGGACUAUAUUAAUUCUAUGGUUGGUAGUAUUUUGCAAAUAGCUCAACCUGGAUCCGAAGUUGGUUCCCGAUUGCACGUGUCUGUUCUUAUGAGCUAUGGGUGUGUCUCAGAAGCUGAUGGUUCCGAUCUCUCAGUUUUGAUUUCUAUGGACAAAAAAAAUUCUUUUCUUUCAAAGCUCAUUCCUCGUCAAAGUUACACCAUGAAAGGAGAAAAUCCUCGAAAUGAUGUCAGGCACCAUUCCCCGAUGUUAAUAUCUCAGAUGCAGUAUGCUGUGACUCGCAAAGAUAUGGCGGAUAAGUUUUCUUUUAAAGAUUUUAGAGAGCAUGGAUGUAAUCUGGCAAUACCAGCUGACAGAUUUCUGUAUGAGGUAGCAUUUAAGCUCUGGAAGGCCCCCAAGUAUGGAGCAUAAGAUGGGAAAUCUACUUGUCUGGGAUGAUCUCAAACUUUUUCAGUGAAAGGUAAACAAAGAGUUGUGCAGUUCCUGCUGAGACAAUUAUUUGUAUUGUUAUUUAUGCUUUCAACUUGCCAAAUCGGUCUUGGUAUAAAGAGAGUUUUAUACUCAUUUGCCCACAAUGACGAUGGCCAAAUAAUGCCAGUGAUCUUGUUGCAUUUUUUGCUUUAAUUCUGUAAGCUGUCAUCCUAUUAAAUAUAUUAAGAAAUGGACAUCAUGAAUUCCAUUCUGUAA